This is a messenger RNA of Schistosoma mattheei, 960 nucleotides long. Lineage: Eukaryota; Metazoa; Platyhelminthes; Trematoda; Strigeidida; Schistosomatidae. The record is from the annotation of a GenBank genome assembly.
AUGUUUGCGUUACGUUCACGAGGUGUUAUCGACUCGCUAUCGGAUGUUUCAUCCAGUGAUGAUGAAAAUGAAAUUAAUAAAAGUAAAGUUAGCAGUUCGGAUGAUGAAAUAGCAGUUCCAUCUCAACGUUUCGCACCUGUCAGUUUGACGGAAGUUUUGAGAAAAAGAAACAAGGUUGCCAGAGUCCUUUAUAAUAGCAAUAAAGUAUUACCAAAAUACUGGAAGCGGAGAUACGAUCUUUUUGAACGGUUUGAUGAAGGUGUUCAGCUUGACGAAGAAUCAUGGUACAGCAUAACACCAGAAGCUAUUGCUCGUCACCAGGCGAAAACUUGUUCAUGUGAUUUACUCGUAGAUGCUUUUGCGGGUGUUGGAGGAAAUACUAUACAGUUUGCGCGCACAUGUCAACUUGUUUUAGCCAUUGAAAACUGUUUUCCGCGAUUAUUAAUGCUCCAAAUUAAUGCACAAAUAUAUGGUGUUUUGUCAAACAUUAUGCUUGUUUGUGGAGACGUUGAAAAAAUUUUAAGUAGUUUAAGAAUUGUUCGAUUGUCGUCUACAAGUUUUACAACUGGCAAUGAUGAUACAAGCGUGCGAACUUUAGAAAAUCAAUGUGAAAGCGAUCAUUUGAAAGUAACUUCUAUACGUUCACCUGAGAAUAACCGAAGUACAUUAUUAUCUGGAAAUAAUGAACAAUCUGCAGAUUUUUCGUCCGAAACAUCGAUUAACAUAGAUGAUAAUAUUUUGAAAUCCGACUUCAAUCUAUCUGAACAUCAGAGUUCAUCAUCACAUUUAUUAGCUAAUACAGAGACCACAUUAGAAGUGAACCCAGAGUUGAAUGAAAAUGGAACUUUAGAGAAGCCAACUAAUUCUACAUUUAACUCACUUAUCGAUAUCAUAUUCAUGUCACCACCUUGGGGUGGUCCUGAUUACAUUGGGAAACAUUUUUCCACCUGGCUCGUCUAG